Messenger RNA from Sporisorium graminicola, 495 nucleotides. RefSeq lists its product as uncharacterized. The record is from RefSeq and is a predicted model, not a curated record. Gene Ontology annotation, molecular function: structural constituent of ribosome. NCBI's taxonomy places the organism in Eukaryota, Fungi, Basidiomycota, Ustilaginomycetes, Ustilaginales, Ustilaginaceae. Bases 1 to 495 code for a protein of 164 amino acids. The transcript has a single exon. Gene Ontology annotation, cellular component: ribosome; mitochondrial small ribosomal subunit. Gene Ontology annotation, biological process: mitochondrial translation.
AUGGUCGUGCGACUGCGCCUUAGCCGCAAGGGCACGCGCAACAACCCGUUCUACCACGUCGUGGCGAUCAACGAUUCCAAGCCGCGUGAUGCACGUCCUAUCGAGAAGCUGGGGGAGUUCGACCCUGUGCCGCGCGCGCCUUCUGCGGCACGGCUACCGACGCCGUUCCUCGGCAGCAGCAGCAGCAAGAAAGCGCACGCCGCGCCCGGGCACGGCGCACUCAUGACGUCCGGCCUCCCCCCCACCGCACCGACAUCAGUAGAGGGUAAGCAGCAAGAGGAGGGGUUGAAGCAGAAGAGACUCGAGUGGAACGAAGACAGGAUCAAGCAUUGGUUGAAACUAGGCGCGCAGCCGAGCAAGCCCGUGGCGAGGCUGUUGGACAGGGCGGGGCUUGUGCCCGAGGGGGUGCAUUACAAGGGCAUCUACCGGCCGCCGCCCGUGGAGCACCUGGUAAAAGAGGCACGCGAAGCGGCGGUCAAGAAGGCCAGCUCAUAG